UCUCGGCGAUUUUCCGAUGGCCACCGCCUCCUUCCUCUUCGGCCUCAAGUACUCGGACAGCCUGACGGUGGUAGGCAUCUCCUUCUGCACCGCCGUCAUCUGCGAGGCGAUCUCAUGGGUUCUCAUCUACCGCACCAACUCCUACAAGUCCCUUCGCUCCUCCAUCGACAAAGCCGCCAAGAAGCUCGAGACCAUGAAGACCGACUCCUCCUCCGCUGUCAAAAUUACCAAAAAGUCCAAGACCAAGAAGAUCGACCGCGUUGAGAGCAGCCUCAAGGAAUCAAGCCGCGAUUUGUCGCUCUUCAAGUUCAAGUCCGGCGCCGUUGUCGCCCUCGUCCUCUUCGUCGUCUUCGGACUGCUCAACUCUCUGUUCGAGGGGAUAGCGGUGGCGAAGUUACCCUUCAAGCCCUUUGGGUUGGUGAUGAAGAUGAGCCACAGAGGGCUGCAAGGGGAGGAUGCGACGGACUGUUCAAUGGCGUUUUUGUAUUUUCUGUGUUCUAUCAGUAUUCGGACCAAUUUGCAGAAGUUCUUGGGCUUUUCGCCGCCGAGAGGCACCAGUUCCGGGUUGUUCCCCAUUCCGGACCCGAAAACCAAUUGAUGGGUUCACUACUCAGGACUCCACUCAUUGCCUAUUGGGUUUGUUCUAAAUUUUAGUAAUUUUUUUUUUUUUUUCAAAAAUUAUUGUUAGGUUGUGAUUUGUUAUUGUUGUUGUUUAAUUAGUGUUCUAAUUCUCUAAUGACAAUUAAGAUUUGCUUUUGUUAUCAUCAUUGGGUCUCUAAAAAGGGACGAAUUUUAGUCUUUGUUAUCCAUUUUCAUGUAUUAUUUACCAAAAUAAUCAAACUUUUUGUUUAAGUAA
Molecule: messenger RNA, 856 nt
Organism: Pyrus x bretschneideri (Chinese white pear)
Lineage: Eukaryota; Viridiplantae; Streptophyta; Magnoliopsida; Rosales; Rosaceae
Product: calcium load-activated calcium channel-like
Exons: 1
Coding region: 17-598 (193 amino acids)
Biological process (GO): endoplasmic reticulum calcium ion homeostasis
Cellular component (GO): endoplasmic reticulum membrane; cytoplasm
Molecular function (GO): calcium channel activity
Source: RefSeq, a predicted model, not a curated record